Messenger RNA from Leguminivora glycinivorella, 1576 nucleotides. It is a transcript of the gene Atac1, whose product is annotated as ZZ-type zinc finger-containing protein 3. The record is from RefSeq and is a predicted model, not a curated record. NCBI's taxonomy places the organism in Eukaryota, Metazoa, Arthropoda, Insecta, Lepidoptera, Tortricidae.
GUUAGGAGCGUUUUGUUUGUAACUUUUUGACAGUGACAGUUGGUGUCUGGUGUGAUAUGGUACAGGAGAUAAUAUAAUAUAAGCUCCUGUGAAAAAAAUAAAAGAAAUACAUUAAAUAACAAUUUAGGAGUCUAAUAAAACAACGUGAAAAAGUAAUAAAAUACGUGACAACGUCCCAAAGUCUCUACUUACCCGCUGGUCCAGCCUUCGAGGGAACUGCUUCUGAACUCCGAGCUAUGGACGGUAUUGAAAACCCGGAGUCGAAUGGUGAAUUUGCUUUUGAGACUGACCACCUUGCGUUACGUGGUAACAAGGAUUACAAUGAUUUAUUGAAAUAUAUAGUUCUGCUUGAGUCCCAAAGAGUAGCCGCAUUAAAAGACAUAGAGGAUUUGACUGAAGCACGCAACAAGGCACUUGAGGAACCACUAGAGUUUGUUCAAAAGCUACAGGCUGGUGCAAUUGAGUUUCCGCCUCGGCAUCAUAUCAGAGAGUUACCUACAAUAGACUGGGAUCAAUAUGGAGUAGACAAUGCUCAAGAUAUUGAUGAAUUUAGUAGAGACAUAAAACCAGAAAUUUCUGAAGCUGGAUUAAAAGUUCGCGGGCGGAAAUACACUGACAGCAAACCGGAGACAUUCAAUCAGCUUUGGUCCUGUGAGGAACAAAAGAGGCUGGAGGAACUUUUAGAAAUAUACCCAGAAGAAGCAGUAGAAGCAAGACGAUACAAAAAAAUAGCCCAAGCACAGACUCGUACACCUAUUCAAGUAAUGAGUAGAGUGCAAAAGUAUUUUGCAAAACUAGCCAAAGCUGGCUUGCCUAUACCGGGGCGGACACCAAAAGGUGUCGGGCGGGAUAAAUGUAAGUCAAUACUUUACAAGAAAUCAAACUUUUUCCCUCAGCUGCAUGUUCCUGUUAAAAUGGAGGAAAUGUAUGAUGCUGCUGAGAUGCCUUACACAGCAAUAACAACCACAGUCCAAGAGGCCAAAGUUGGCAACAAGCACAUUGUGGAGCUAUUACGGGCAGCCAAACAACAGAGGGCGCUUGAUGAAACUGCACCAGUGUACCAGAAGAAUACCAUGUGUGUUGGGUGCCAGGCGAAAGGUUUCCUGGGUGCACGGUGGACAGACAAUGCAGGCACUGAUUACUGCACUGACUGUGUCGUAAAGCAUUUACCAACAGAAAAAUUGACCCCGGUUCGGAUACCUUUAGAUUCCAGUACGGUCCAGUCAACCUCCAGUACGCCAGACAAAUCUAGACAGUCCAAUAGUAAUAAAUGGUCUUAAAUAAUAGGAUAUUUAUGCUAAUUUACACUGACUAGCAUUAUAACAUGCUUGAAUAUUUUGAUAUAUUAAGAGAGAAUCUUAAAUUGUAAUUAUCGGUAUAGUAUUAUCAAAUCCUUUUAACAUCAUAUGAUUAGGACCAACCAACUACUGACUUAACAAAAAUAAUAUGGUCACUACUAAACAAUCUGUGGGCCAUUUCUCAAAACUGAAAGUUACAAGUUACAAGCGGAAGUCUCUUUCCAACUUGUCAUAUUAGACAUUGACAACCACUUGUAAAUUGUAACUUGUAGCUUCGA